AUGGCCUAAGAGCAUCAUUAUCCCAAAGACCCAUUUAAGGUCUCUUAUUUUUUUUUUAAUACUUUUAAGUAGUAAAAGUGAAUUAAGAGAUUUAGUUAAGAGACUUGAACAUUUAUAUGCUCCAAUGCAAGUCUCUUAAUUAAGGUUUCUUAAAAGUUAAAACUAUUUUCACUGAAACUUAAAUGUAUUUUAAAAUCAAGUUUUUUUUAUCAAACUACUUUCAUUGAAAUAUAGAAGAGUUCAACUCCAUCAAUGGAAGAUACAGAGAUGAGCGGCGUUAGGGUUUCGGCGAUUGGCGAAACUAGGGUUUCAGAGUCAGGAGAUCGAGAUGCGACCAUGAUGGAUGUGGGAGAGAGAGCAAGACCACCAGGGGAUCCACCAGACUGCGUGCCCUCGUAUGCAUCCAAGGUAGCGGGGACGAGUGAGGGAGGGAUGCCGGUUCCGGAGAAACUGAUCGAUGAUGACUUUAUUACGGAGAGACUUCGAGUGGAGUUCCCUAAUGGAGAAGAUGGUGAACCGUCUAUCACGAUUGAGACAGAGGUGCUGGAAGCGAUGAAUGGGAUGUGGAAACAGUGCAUGAUCGUUAGGGUUCUGGGAAGGAGUGUUGCGAUAUCUGCCUUGAGUAGGAAGUUACGAGAGUUAUGGAAUCCGAAGGGAGCAAUGUACGUCAUGGACUUGCCUCGGCAGUUUUUCAUGGUCUGUUUCGAAAAGGAGGAUGAAUAUAUGGCAGCGCUGACAGGAGGUCCAUGGAGAGUUUUCGGUAGUUAUCUCAUGGUGAGGGCUUGGUCACCAGAAUUUGAUCCCUUAAGAGAUGACAUUGCUACAACGCCGGUCUGGGUUAGACUAAAAAAUAUCCCAGUGAACUUCUAUCACCGGUCGAUCCUGAUGGGGAUUGCUAAGGGUUUGGGGAAGCCAGUUCGGGUAGACAUAACCACACUGAACUUUGAGAGAGCAAGAUUUGCAAGAAUUUGUGUCGAAGUCAACUUAGCAAAGCCAUUGAAAGGGACAGUGCUGAUUAAUGGUGAGAGAUACUUUGUAGCGUAUGAAGGGCUAUCUGAAAUAUGUUCUAAAUGUGGAAUAUACGGACAUCUAGUCCAUGGGUGUCCAAAAACUAUUGCGGAGAGAGUGGCUAAUAUGGCAUUACAGACGGAGACGUCAGUACUCCCUACAUCGGUACCUAAACAAAUCUCUCCGCAGGAGGAUGGGUUUACUCAAGUAAAGGGAGUGAGAAGAGGAACGCAAGUGUCGAGGCAGGUGGGUAUUGUGAUACGAGAACCAGGUGAGGUAACUAAGCAGAGCCUUCAUGAGACCUCUAAUAUCAAGGAGACCGCGAAUAUUGCACUGUCGAACAAGUAUAGCAGCCUUGAGAUGACUAUGAAUGUGGAUGGAGCAAAGGAGGAUAUGGUUACUGGUGAAGGGAAUAAGGAGAAUCAGGACAUGAAUAUUCAGAACAGGAAAGGUAAAGGUUUCUCGCAAGUGAAAGAAGGUUUGAUCUUUGGCGGGAAAGCUAGUACUUCAACUAGUUCACAAGGAGCGCAUAAGGAGAAGUGGGCCGCUAACAGAAAAUUGAUUGAGGGUAGUAGAGGAAAGCCCAAGAAAGUGAACAAUAGGCCUGUUCGAGGGCUGGUGUUUGGGCCGACAAAGGGAGAAAUUAGCCUAUCAGAAUCUGGAAAGAGACUGAGAGUGGAAAAUACUACGACAGGGAGAGCUGGGGGUGUGUUCAAAAAUAGCGUGGAGAAUGGUCAGACUAGAUCUAAAACUCUGCUACUGCGUGAUGAAGAGGUGGAUAAUCCCAUGGAGAGUACUAUCAGCGUGGCGGAACAAAAAAUGGCUGAUACACAGACGAACCUGCAGGGAGAUGGAGGGAUCUUCUCUCUUAAGUUCAAUACUGACGUCCUGGCGCUAUUCGAAACUCAUGCGGGUGGAGAAAAAGCGAGAAAGAUAUGUCAGAAUUUGGGAUUUGAUAAUUCUUUUCGGGUUGAUGCCACUGGUCAAAGUGGUGGAAUUUGGCUAUUGUGGAGAGAUCAGGCGGGAGCUCUUACGGUAUUGGAAUCGUCGGAUCAGUUUGUUCAUGCUAGGGUGGUGAUUGGGACGGAGGGCAUUCAUCUCCUCGCUGUUUACGCUGCUCCUACAGUAAGUCGUCGUAGUGGGCUUUGGGGGCAGCUUAAAAGAGUAGUGGAGAAUAUUGAUGAACCGGUGUUGGUUGGUGGAGACUUUAAUACUAUCUUGAGAUUGGAUGAAAGAACUGGAGGUAAUGGUAGGCUUUCACCAGAUUCUCUGACAUUUGGGGAAUGGAUUAAUGAGCUUGCAUUGGUGGACAUGGGAUUUAAGGGGAAUAAAUUCACAUGGAAAAGAGGAAAGGAGACGCAGAACUUUGUGGCGAAGCGUUUGGAUAGGGUCUUAUGUAAUGCCCAUGCGCGAGUAAGGUGGCAGGAGGCAGCGGUUUCACAUCUCCCGUUCCUGGCAUCAGACCACGCACCACUCUACCUGCAGCUAGAACCUGAGCAGAGGGGGAACCCGAAGAGGCGACCGUUUAGGUUUGAAGCCGCGUGGUUCAAGCAUGAAGGCUUUAAAGAGCUACUCUCGACAUCUUGGAAUGGUGAACUGAGUACUCCGGAGGCAUUGGUAUCUCUAAAAUCCAAACUUAAAAAAUGGAAUAAGGAGAUAUUUGGAGAUGUUAUUCAACGAAAAGAAAAGCUUUUAGGAGAUAUUAAAGAGAUUCAGGAGCAGUUGGAGAGAAAUCCAUGUGAUGAUUUACUCUUGAAGGAAGCGGUAUUGCAGAAAGAGUUUGAUGUGGUCCUCGAGCAGGAGGAGGUUUUGUGGUAUCAAAAAUCGCGUGAAAAAUGGAUAGUCCUGGGCGACAGGAACACAAAGUACUAUCACACAACUACAAUAGUACGGCGGAAGAGAAAUAAGAUAGAGAUGCUAAAGGAUGAGGAUGGCCGCUGGGUGGAUCAGUCCGAGGAACUGGAAAAGCUAGCUACAAAAUAUUAUAAGAGACUGUAUUCGACUGAGGACCUCAAUCUUGUUACAGAGAAGCUCCCUCAGCAAGGCUUCACUGAUUUUACACGGGAGGAGUUGGUGAGUUUGAAUAAACAGUUCUCGGGAGUAGAUGUGGAGAGGUCUGUGAGAUCGAUGGGUAAAUACAAGGCCCCAGGGCCGGAUGGCUACCAACCUAUCUUUUACCAAGAAUCCUGGGACGUGGUGGGUGAGUCUGUGACUAGAUUUGGGCUGAAGUUUUUUGAAACGGGAAUUCUCGCAGAGGGCAUGAAUGAUGCCAUGCUGGUUCUUAUACCGAAGGUCCUCAAGCCAGAAAAAAUUAUGCAGUUCCGGCCUAUAAGCUUAUGCAAUGUUCUUUUCAAGAUCAUAACAAAGAUGAUGGUGCUGAGACUGAAGCAUCUGAUGCCUAAACUUAUAGGACCUGCGCAAGCAAGCUUUAUUCCUGGUCGUCUGAGUCAGGAUAAUAUUGUAAUCGUCCAGGAAGCAGUUCACUCAAUGAGGAGGAAGAAAGGGCGAAGAGGCUGGAUGCUUCUUAAACUGGAUCUUGAGAAGGCUUAUGACAGAAUCAGGUGGGAUUUCUUGGAAGAUACUCUCAAUGCAGCACACCUACCUCAGAUUUGGAUUAAAUGGAUCAUGGAAUGUGUUACGAAUCCUGGAAUGAGCCUGUUGUGGAAUGGAGAAAGGACAGAAUCAUUUACGCCUCAGCGUGGACUCCGACAAGGUGAUCCCCUAUCCCCAUACCUAUUUGUGUUAUGCAUGGAGAGACUGUGCCAUCAGAUUGAGUUCGCAGUAGCUAAUAAGGAGUGGAAGCCGAUCAGAUUAUCUAGGGGUGGACCAUCUUUAUCUCAUGUUUGUUUCGCAGAUGAUCUGAUCAUAUUUGCAGAGGCUUCGAUAGCGCAGAUUCGAGUAAUACGCAAGGUCCUAGAGAGGUUUUGUGGGGCUUCGGGGCAGAAAGUUAAUCUGGAAAAAUCUGUAAUCUUUUUCUCUGAGAAUAUUCACCGGGAUCUAGCCAAUUCGAUAAGCAAUGAGAGUGGUAUCAAAGGAACGAAGGAAUUGGGUAAGUACCUUGGUAUGCCAGUUCUCCAGAAAAGAAUUAAUAAGGAGACGUUUGGGGAAGUGAUUGAGAAGAUUUCAUCUAAGCUCGCUGGAUGGAAGAGUAGAUUUUUGAGUUUGGCAGGAAGGAUAACGCUCACCAAAUCUGUUCUCACAUCUAUUCCGGUUCAUACGAUGAGCACUAUAUCACUGCCGAUAUCAACUUUAAACCAACUGGAUAAGAUCGCUAGAGGCUUUAUAUGGGGAAGUAGUGAAGGGAACAGAAAGCAACACUUGGUGUCUUGGGACGUAAUUUGUAAGCCUAAAAAAGAAGGGGGACUUGGCAUUAGGUUGGCAAAGGAGAUGAAUAUUGCUUUACUAGCGAAACUUGGAUGGAGAUUGUUGACUACGGAGGAUGCUUUGUGGGUCAAGAUCCUGAGGAAAAAAUUUAAAGUAGGUGAGUUAUAUGAUCCAACAUGGCUGAUAGGUCAGGGGACUUGGUCACCGACUUGGAGAAGCAUAGCGGUGGGUAUCAGAGAUGUGAUUGUUCCGGGGACGCGUUGGAUCUUAGGGAAUGGUCGCAGGGUCCGGUUUUGGAAAGACAAAUGGUUGUUAGACGAACCUCUGCAGAACUUGAGUAUGGUGCACAUACCGGAGCUGAUACUAGAGGCAAGGGCUCGGGAUUUAUGGCACAGUGGAACUGGCUGGGUAACUCAAGUUAUCGAACCAUAUACAUCAAUACAUGACCGGUUAAGAUUGGCUGCAAUGGUUAUUGAUGAUGUUACUGGGGCCCGUGAUAGAAUGUCGUGGGGGGAGAGUAAGGAUGGUCUAUUCUCGGUUAAGUCUGCAUAUGCCUUUUUGACUAGAGAUAGAGUACCAAGACCGAAUAUGGAAGCUCUGUAUAAUCGCGUGUGGCGCCUAGUGGCUCCUGAACGAGUCCGUGUCUUCUUAUGGUUGGUGUCUCAUCAGGUUAUCAUGACAAAUAUGGAGAGGAAGCGUAGACACUUGAGUGAUAAUGGAGUGUGCAGUCUGUGUAAAAAUGGAGAUGAAACUAUCCUCCAUGUGCUUCGAGAUUGCCCGGCAGCAGCGGGAUUAUGGACGAAAAGUGUUAUGCCGAGUAGACAGCAUCGCUUCUUCAGCCUACCUCUUCUAGAGUGGCUCUAUGACAAUCUCGCGAGUGAUAGGUCAGGUAAUGGGAGCCAGUGGCCAACAAUCUUUGCAGUUACGGUGUGGUGGUGUUGGAAAUGGAGAUGUGGGUAUGUUUUCGGUGAUAUAGGGAAAUGUCGAGAUAGAGUGCAGUAUGUUAGAGAUAAAGCCCGAGAAGUGAUGGACGCGAACAAGAUCCUAAGUAAGAGAUCAGUUGCUGGGGGUCGGGUAGAGAAGCAGAUAGCAUGGAAGUGUCCUGAGAGUGGCUGGUAUAAACUAAAUACGGAUGGAGCAGCUCGAGGUAAUCCUGGUCUGGCUACUGCGGGAGGGGUUGUGCGGGGCGAGUACGGGACGUGGGAAGGGGGCUUUGCGGUUAACAUUGGUAUUUGCUCUGCUCCGUUAGCAGAAUUGUGGGGUGUGUACUAUGGCCUGUGCAUAGCAUGGGACCGUGGUAUUCGGCAGCUGGAGGUUGAAGUAGAUUCUGAAAGUGUGGUGGGCUUUCUUCAGACAGGGAUUCAUGAUGCACAUCCCUUGUCCUUCCUAGUACGUUUGUGCUAUGGCUUUGUUUCAAGAGACUGGUUAGUCAAAUUUUCUCACGUGUAUAGGGAGGCUAAUCGUCUAGCAGAUGAAUUAGCUAACUAUGCGUUUUCUUUACCGUUUGGUUUACACUAUUUUGAGUCGGCUCCAGAGCAUGUUGCUCCUGUUUUGUUGGAGGAUUGUAAUGGGAUGUCUAGAACUCGGCGGGUUUACCUGUAG
Brassica napus (rape) is the source of this 5934-nucleotide messenger RNA. RefSeq lists its product as uncharacterized. The transcript is spliced from 2 exons. Gene Ontology annotation, molecular function: nucleic acid binding; RNA-DNA hybrid ribonuclease activity. The record is from RefSeq and is a predicted model, not a curated record. Lineage: Eukaryota; Viridiplantae; Streptophyta; Magnoliopsida; Brassicales; Brassicaceae. The coding region runs from base 253 to 5934 and encodes 1893 amino acids.